CACUUCAUAACAGACAUGCUCAAGAUCUGAUCAGGCCCGCCGCAUGCCAAUGACGUUUCUUCACAUGUCUAUAUAACUUCAACUGCAAUCCCCUUGCUCUCCAUCUCUCAUCGUCAUUGUAGUCAACGACCGCAUUCAUCUGAUAUGGCUAGCCAACCUGACAUUCGAACAUCCGAGCUCAGGGAGCCCGUAGAUGUUGCUACUUAUCUCUUCACUAGACUCAAGCAAGUAGGUAUCGAUUCGGUCCACGGACUGCCCGGCGACUUCAACUUGGUCGCUCUCGAUUACCUCGAAGGAUGUGGGCUCAACUGGGUUGGCAACUGUAACGAGCUCAACGCAGGAUAUGCCGCAGAUGGUUAUGCCCGUAUCAAGGGUAUAUCGGCAGUUAUCACCACCUUUGGCGUUGGUGAGCUGUCGCUCCCUAAUGCGAUUGCUGGAGCCUACGCAGAGUUUGUCCCCGUCGUCCACAUAGUCGGGACACCAAGCACAAUCUCCCAGGCCAAUGGGAUGCUUCUGCACCAUACGCUGGGCAACGGCAACUUCCACGUUUUCGCUGAUAUGGCCGCCAGUCUGGCAGUGGAUGUGGCCAAGUUGACAGACCCUAGAGACAUUCCGGCUCAGAUUGAUCAUGCCCUGGCCGAAUGCUACCUGAAGAGCAGACCCGUAUACAUCACCCUUCCAACCGACAUCGUGAGCAAGAGGGUCGAAGGUGAAAGGUUGAAGACGAAAAUCGACCUCAGUCCUCACAAGAACGACCCAGAGAGGGAGGACUAUGUGGUCGAUGUCAUUUCGAAAUAUCUCACUGCCGCCAAAAAUCCAGUCAUCCUUGUCGACAGCUGUGCCAUUCGCCAUCGUGUGCUGGAGGAGACGCACGAAUUCAUUGAGAAAUCGGGCCUUCCAGUCUUUGUGGCUCCUAUGGGCAAAGGUGCCGUCGAUGAGACGUUGCCCACCUUUGGAGGAGUAUAUGCAGGUGACGGUUCAAAUCCUGGAGUUCGGGAGCGUGUCGAAAACUCCGAUCUGCUUCUCCAUAUCGGCAGUGUCAGGUCAGACUUCAAUACCGCCGGAUUCUCGUACAGAACUUCGCAGCUCAAGACCAUUGACUUGCACAGCACAUGGACGACUGUGCGUUUCUCAGAGUAUCCGGGUGUCGGCAUGAAAGGCGUCCUGCGCAAACUCAUCGAUAGACUGCCUAAGCUCAACAUCGUGCCGGGUCCCACACCUUCACAGAAUCUGAUACCUGCGGACGAGGACACCACCGACCCGACAAUCACGCACCGCUGGUUCUGGCCGAAAAUGGGCCAGUGGCUGCAACAAGGCGACAUCAUCCUCACUGAAACCGGCACAUCCAGCUACGGUAUCUUCGACACGCGAUUCCCCAAGGACGUCAUUAAUAUCAGUCAAGUCUUGUGGGGCAGUAUCGGCUACGCCACUGGUUCAUGUCAGGGCGUGGCCCUUGCAGAAAAAGAGCUUGGGGGCAAGCGUCGGACAAUUCUUUUCACAGGAGAUGGUUCAUUCCAGCUCACUGCUCAAGAGCUCAGCACAAUGCUCCGGCAUCGGCUCAAUCCAAUCAUUUUCGUCGUGUGCAACGAUGGUUACACGAUUGAACGCUUCAUACACGGCAUGGAUGCAGGAUACAACGACAUUCAAAAUUGGCGAUAUAAAGAUCUACCCGCAGCAUUCGGUGCUCGAGAAGGCACAUACAAGACAUACCAGGUCAAGACAAAGGAAGACGUGUCUGCCUUGUUUGAAGACAAGGACUUCUCCAGUGCCCCCUACCUGCGACUGGUUGAGCUGCACAUGCCGCGAGAAGAUUGCCCAGCAGCCCUCAAGUUGACUGCAGCUGCUAGUGCUAGAAACAAUGCCCGGUCGUGAGCGGUCCAGGCAGGAAUUCAUCAAGAGCAUCGUAGAGUAAUGUAAAAUGAGUCAGGAUGCUAUAGAUAAGGUACCUAGGUAGGUAGGGAUGAUGAAUAUCAAUAUCAAUA
This is a messenger RNA of Exophiala xenobiotica, 1982 nucleotides long. RefSeq lists its product as uncharacterized. NCBI's taxonomy places the organism in Eukaryota, Fungi, Ascomycota, Eurotiomycetes, Chaetothyriales, Herpotrichiellaceae. The transcript has 2 exons. The coding region runs from base 145 to 1872 and encodes 575 amino acids. Gene Ontology annotation, molecular function: magnesium ion binding; thiamine pyrophosphate binding; carboxy-lyase activity. The record is from RefSeq and is a predicted model, not a curated record.